UGAUAGUUCGCCGGGGAAGAAGUGAGGAAAAAGAUAUGGAUGCCUAUUUACGUGUCUCCAAACACGUGCCGUACAUUUGGAAGUAGCUUUCAAUUUGAGUACUGAUGCUUUUAUAAUGGCUUUAAUACGUUUCAUAGGAAGGAGAGGAACUGCUAAGGAAAUCUAUAGCGACAAUGGAACUAACUUUGUCGGGGCUACUUCCGAAUUACGGGCUAAUAUGAGUGUGUGGGACAAGCAUAAAAUAAACGAAUUAACAGUAUCGAAGGGUAUAUGCUGGCAUUUUAACCCCCCACUAGCUAGCCAUCGAGGCGGAGUUUGGGAGAGAUUAAUACGGUCUGUUCGGAGGAUCUUACUAUUUAUUUCCAACGGGCAAAUACUACACGAUGAUAGUUUGGCAACUUAUUUUGUGGAGGUAGACCGCCCAAUCGUCCCUGUGACGUCAGAUGAAAAGGAUGAUUUGGCGCUCACGCCAAACACUUUGUUAUUACUUAGAGACUGUGAUGGUUUAGGAAUGGAGUGUAGUGUUGCGGAUAGGUAUUCAAAGCGAUGGAGACAGGUUAAUUGUUUAGCCAAUACCUUCUGGCGUCGAUGGAUAAAAGAGUACAUUCCUUUACUGCAAGUGAGGCAGAAAUGGUUUUGCAAACACAGAAACUUAAAAGAAGGUGAUGUAGUUCUAGUGGCUAACGAUGCAACUACUCGGGGCUCAUGGCCAAUGGAACGGGUUGAUAAGUGCGAGACAGAUAGAGAUGGGUUGGUAAGAACAGUGAUGGUGCGAAUGAGAGAAGAUGUAGUAAGAAGAGAUGUGCGAAAGCUCUGCCUUCUAGAGGGAGCCGAGUAAUUGUAGAUUGUAGCUUAGGUUUAUGGAUGUACAGGCGUACUGUUGUAAGUCGUGUGCCUCCCAUUGAUAUAGAGCAGUUAGUAAGGAGAGCCAUGACAGAAAUGUAUUCUAAGGUGUCUUUGCGUAGCUGGAGGGAUUUUGGGGGCCGGUGUAACAGAAAGAGAACAGUGAAAAUCCCUCUGCAGCUUCUUUGUUGAACAGUAUUUUCAUUUAUUUGUUCCUUCUCCCUUUUGUGUAUUCCAACCUUUGUUUCGAUCUCGUUUAACCAUGUCUUUUGUUCUUCAGUCUUCCCCGUUUGAGCUUUUAUUAUGUGAUUUUGAUUAAAGACUUAUUUUUGUUACCUAAUUUUCUAUUGCAUGUUGCCGGACCAUUGACAGUAAGGUUGUGUUUGACUAAGCUCAAGGUCACGGCGUGGUUCAUUUUGUGACUGUUAACCUUCUGACUGUCUGCUUGGGAGAAUUGUUGCAAUCCCCGCAGAUAGAUAUUUGAUCCCAUCUGAUUGGGAAUAUUUGUAUUGAUUCUCAGGUAUCAAACCCUUUAGUAUUAACUGUCUCUUUCAUUGUUUAGCGCGCUACUUUGCGUUAGAGAAACUUCUGACUGUAUAGCACAGGCUGUACUGUUUGAGGUAUUUUGUAUUUUUGAUGUAAUUUGUUCUGUUUUCUUAAUUAGAACCGUUUAUAUUGAGCACA
Schistosoma haematobium is the source of this 1527-nucleotide messenger RNA. RefSeq lists its product as uncharacterized. Bases 116 to 838 code for a protein of 240 amino acids. Gene Ontology annotation, molecular function: nucleic acid binding. The record is from RefSeq and is a predicted model, not a curated record. Lineage: Eukaryota; Metazoa; Platyhelminthes; Trematoda; Strigeidida; Schistosomatidae. The transcript has a single exon. Gene Ontology annotation, biological process: DNA integration.